Molecule: messenger RNA, 2393 nt
Organism: Balaenoptera acutorostrata (minke whale)
Lineage: Eukaryota; Metazoa; Chordata; Mammalia; Artiodactyla; Balaenopteridae
Gene: MTFR1L
Product: mitochondrial fission regulator 1 like
Exons: 7
Coding region: 600-1478 (292 amino acids)
Biological process (GO): mitochondrial fission; aerobic respiration
Cellular component (GO): mitochondrion
Source: RefSeq, a predicted model, not a curated record
CCCCGGAGCGGGAGCGUGGCCUUCCGGCCCGGCAGUCGUGCGGCCUAGUGCCGGGCGCUGUGCGGUGCCCGCGGCUGCUGUGCCCGCGCCGGUUUUCGCGGGAGCCCGUGUCGUCCGCCUCACUAUGUCUGGGGAAACUGAGUCCCCAGGGGCAGUUGCUCGCCCGAGUCACCCAGCUGCACCAGAGGCUUCUCGUUUCGGCCGCCUCCUCGCUCCUUCCGGGACCCGGCCCCGGGCCUGUGGGUCCAAGGGCCGCCCGAGCCGCGGCGAAAACUUGGCCGACCUUGGCCUUGUCGGGUCGGGCUGUUGCGGGGGAGGGGAGGCGUGUCCCGGGCAAGGUCCCCGCGGCGGCUACCCCGGCGCAGAACUGCGCUGAGCGCGGCGACCUCGGCGGGGACCGGGGUGAUGCGACCAGGCCCCGCUCUGGAGGCGCUGCGUCUCCGGCGGGGGACCGCGUGUACACACUGGGGCAGCAGCCUCGGAAGAGGAGUCUGGUUCCUUAAGAUGGCCUGAUAUGAAGGCGUCACGCCUCCUGCGUCCCCAAGCCUCCAGAGCUGCCCUGUGGCUGCCUUGUCCUUCAAGUCCAGGAGCCAGUCGAAAUGUCGGGAAUGGAAGCCAAUGUGACCAUCCCGAUCUGGCAAAACAAGCCGCAUGGGGCUGCUCGAAGUGUAGUAAGAAGAAUCGGGACCAACCUGCCCCUGAAGCCAUGUCCCCGGGCAUCCUUUGAGACCCUGCCCAACAUCUCUGACCUCUGUCUGAGGGAUGUGCCCCCAGUCCCUACUCUGGCUGACAUCGCCUGGAUUGCUGCAGAUGAAGAGGAGACUUAUGCCCGGGUCAGGAGCGAUACACGCCCCCUGAGGCACACCUGGAAGCCCAGCCCUCUGAUCGUCAUUCAGCGCAAUGCUUCAGUGCCCAACCUCCGUGGGUCGGAGGAGAGGCUCCUGGCCUUGAAGAAGCCAGCCCUGCCGGCCCUCAGCCGCACCACAGAGCUGCAGGAGGAGCUGAGCCACCUGCGCAGCCAGAUUGCUAAAAUAGUGGCAGCUGAUGCAGCUUCGGCUUCAUUAACGCCAGAUUUCUUAUCUCCAGGAAGUUCAAAUGUCUCUUCUCCCUUACCUUGUUUUGGAUCCUCAUUCCACUCUACAACUUCCUUUGUCAUUAGUGACAUCACCGAGGAGACCGAGGUAGAGGUCCCUGAGCUUCCAUCAGUCCCCCUGCUUUGUUCUGCCAGCCCUGAAUGUUGCAAACCAGAACACAAGGCUACCUGCAGCUCGUCUGAAGAAGAUGACUGCAUCUCUCUGUCCAAGGCCAGCAGCUUUGCAGAUAUGAUGGGUAUCCUAAAGGACUUUCACCGGGUGAAGCAGAGCCAAGAUCUGAACCGGAGUUUAUUGAAGGAGGAAGACCCAGCCGUCCUUAUCUCUGAGGUCCUAAGGAGGAAGUUUGCACUGAAGGAAGAAGAUAUCAGUAGAAAAGGAAACUGAUAGCACUCAGCUCUGCAAACUCAGUCUCAUGCUCCUGGAAUUCCUUCAACAGCUGCCUUCCUCACUGCAGAUGUUUCUGCCUCUCAAUUAGAAAUCUUCUGCAACAGUCUUGCCGAAAGCUAGAGCUUGGACUAAGAGAAGAGCUGCGUUAUAUGUUUUCCGUACUUCAAACCUUAGCAGAAGCUGCCUGUUUUGAGCUGAGACACGUUACAGGUAAUUGUGUAGGUUGGAAUGUCCCAGUUUAAAGGGUGAGAUAGAAGUUUCUGGUUUUUCCUUGCCCCUGUGUGAAAAUAGGUCCUAAAUGAAUGACUGACUUCACUGCACUAGACCCCAUAACUGGUCUCACUGAACACUUUGUGCCCAGCUGUCACUUACUCUCAGCCAGUUCCUUGCAGCAGAGCAGGGCUGAGGGGAGGGGGCUAUGUUUAUGUACAUGUUCACAGGGCAGGGAAAAUCUUAUGCUGCUCCAUCAUGAACUGACACCAGUGCCCAGCAAUCACUCUCUCCCCCUUCCCUGUCCAACACCUACAUGUAGAGGUCGAGCCACUGGACCAGCUGACACUUGGGCUGCUGGGAGGCCUGGGCUGUUUUUUCUUAAAUAUAUUUUGUAAUACUGUACAACCAAAUCUACCCUCCAAGGCCCUGGGCCCUCAUUGGUUCCACUAAUUGAAAGCUCUUUCUCUUCCAUGGACUUUAGUUUAAGCCCAGUAGGAAAGAGAAAUGGAGAUGGGAAAGAGAGUACCAUCCCUCUUCCAGGCCCUUGACUGCUCCUUUGCAUUGGGCCAAGGUUUGUACCUACCACACCAUGCAUGACUCAGAUGCCCUCAGGUCCCUUUUCUCUACGGUAUGUAUCCUGUGUGUGUUUGGGUUGAAGCACUACCUGACAUUAAAGGAAGGAUUUGGAGAGAUAUUGCA